UGACCUUUCAUCGCACACGCAGCGUGGUGCUGCUCGCGGUCCCGCAAGCCUCGAAGCAGAAGGCAGCAACAACAACGAUGACAACAACAACAACAACGUGGACAUCUAACAACAACAAUAAUAAUCGGCAGGUUUAAUCGCUUGGUUGCGAUAUUGUAGAGCGAGCGGGCGGGUGAACGGGCGUGCGUGCGUGAAGCUCGCACUUGAACCCCGAUUGACGCAAGGCCCUAAUUUAUGUCGUAUUUUAAAAAAAUAUUUUAACACGUAAUGACCUCAGGCUGUUGUAUCGGGGCUCCUCGGUGUACAAUUUGACUGUUAAUUAAUUUAUUUUAAAUAACGUUUUUGUAAAGCGAUAAGCGUAAUUGAUGGUUACGAUUAUUAUACAGACGUCAGACUACUUUAUCUUAACGCGGGAUCGAUCCUUCGGCCUAAGCGGAUACAGUAAACGAUAACGUUCGAAUAUAUAGUAAUCGUAUUAUUUAUAUGAGAACAACAAUCAUGUUUUUGCCUUGAUUACAAUCAGCGUGGCGUUCCACGCCGGCGUAUCGGGCACUCGCUGAUUGAUCGAAGGGUCUUUGAGAGGGGGACGACUUUGUUGUUGAAGAGGCGAAGGUGGUGGUGGUGGAUUUGAGUUAAUCAUUACCCAGCGUCAACCUCGUUUUGAAAGAUCAGUGGCCGUGCACUUGCGCCCCCCCCCCUCCAUUCCCCACCCCACACACCCCCCGUGCGCUCGCCUCUCGUCGUACCGUGGACCCUGCAAGCGGUGACCGCAUGGCCGAGCGGCAUGCCACCCCCGUGGCCCCGGUGGACGGCGUGGGCGCCACGCGGCCGGCGCCCCGCCUGGACCGCGGAGCCCCACAGCACACCAACUCCUCGCGGUGGAUGCGAAACUUCCUGGCCGGAGGCAUCGCCGGUUGCUGCGCCAAGACCACCAUCGCUCCCCUGGAUCGCGUGAAGAUUCUUCUGCAGGCCUACAACCCUCACUACAAGCACCUCGGUGUGUUCUCUACACUGAUGGCGAUUCCCAGGAAGGAGGGAUUCCUCGGCCUCUACAAGGGUAAUGGAGCCAUGAUGGUCCGGAUUUUCCCUUAUGGGGCCAUUCAGUUCACCGCCUUCGAAAAAUACAAGAGGGUUCUGAGCAAGCAAAUGGGCAUUACGGGCCAUGUGCACAGGCUGCUGGCUGGCUCCAUGGCUGGCAUCACAGCGGUAAUCUUCACGUACCCACUCGACAUGGUCAGGGCCCGGCUCGCGUACCAGGUGAAGGGAGAUCACGGCUACCGGGGUAUUCUACACGCGUUCAGCCUCAUCUAUAAGAAGGAGGGUGGCUUCCGAGGGUUUUACCAUGGACUGGUGCCAACCAUCAUCGGCAUGGCUCCUUACGCCGGCUUCUCGUUCUUCACGUUCAGCACGCUGAAGAGCGUGGGGCUCACCCGGGCGCCCGCGCUGCUCGGACGCCCGUCGGCCGACAACCCCGACGUGCUUGUCCUGCGCACGCCCAUCAACCUGCUCUUCGGCGGCACGGCGGGCGCCAUCGCACAGACCAUCUCGUACCCGCUGGACGUGGCACGCAGGCGAAUGCAGCUCGCGGGCAUCCUGCCCAACUCGGAGAACUUUGGCUCCAUGUGGCAGACUCUGACCAACGUGUACAAGCAGUACGGCGUGCGGCGCGGCCUCUACCGCGGCCUCUCGCUCAACUACGUGCGCUGCGUGCCCUCGCAAGCCGUCGCCUUCACCACCUACGAGUUCAUGCGUCAGCAGGGUUAUGGGCAAGGAACAAAGCAAAAGCGCUGAUUGUGUCGGGGUCAAACUCAGGGGUGAGGCUCAUGCACUCAAUUGGACCUUCUCAAUCUUCACUGUCAAUCAUCGCCGUCAUUUAAGAUCAAUCCGCUGCCGGAUGAAGGGCUUCCCCAAGCCAUUGGAAUCUCUUGUGGCUUUGCUGUCAGUCACCGUCAGACAUCCAUCAUCGAUGCACUGCUGGAUGAAGGCUAUUCCAAGCCGUCACGAUCUCUCACGGCCUCGCUGUCAUUACGGGUACAAAUACGGUUUGCGACACCUGCAGAAGGUACUUAUUGGAUGCGCGUCGCGUUAAACCGCCCAGCAAAGGUGUUAAAAACCAAAGAGAUCAAAGCAAUAUCAGUAAAACCAUUUAAUUCUGUCGCAUUUCACCCCACAUUCACACAAUGCGAUUUUAAUUUCAUUACUUAACGUAGACUUGCAAACGGCAGCUUAGUAAAUAUCAUCAGUUGCUUAAUUUGUGAUUUUUUUCAUUUUCAAAUGCCCAAUGAUUGAUUGCAUGCACACUUGCUGGGUACCACAGCGAGUUCUGUCUUCUCGGCCAUUUGGUAAGUGGCUUCUCAGUGGCCCAGGAAUGGCCCAGCGGCAUUUCAGGAUUGGCGGCUUGACCCGGGUCUGACUGGUCUCCAAUCUGAGCCCUAUGACGUCGUGCACUCGGCACCACCCCCUACAUACCCUCCGAGAUCAAAGGGAAAUAAUCGUAAAAAUGUUUCGUUGAGAUGAUGCUACGCUAAGCUCGUCUUAUUUUUUUUGUAAUUUUCGUCUGUGUUUUUUUACGCAGCCUUGAAGUUGAACUAAGCAAGCAACACCAUGACCACUCCUCCCGUUUCCCUGUAGGCCACAUGACAUCAUGACCGAGAGAAAACGUGUGCGGCAAGCUUUCCCAGUACCACGUUUCAACUUCAGAUUUGGCUUCAAUUUCAGGUCGGAGUCCGAAUUAUCUUCAGGCCAAUUUCACUUCAUUGAGCUGGCCUACAUCAACAACAAAAACAACAACUGUUGUGCUUUGCAGGAGGCAGGAACGUUUCAUUAUUUCAGCAACCAUGGUCCCGUGACCUUUUAUUUUCAAGUACUUCUGGGAAGGACCUGCCCAACAACUCAAGUAACUCGGAAAGUCACGGAGACGCCACUUUUUUUGUAUUCAUCAACUCAAGUCGAGUCUUGAGUUGGCGGUCCGUGGAAGCUUGGUAUUUGCGGCCUGUUGAGGCCGCUAGCCCGGUUCACAAACCGAGCCGCAAAUCCUUCCCAAGGAGUCGUGAAAACCCAGCGUUAGUCCGCAGACCAGUCCAAAUAUUUCACUUGGCGCUUCCAUUUGAGGUGGUGAUAUGUGAUCAGCACGAGGUUCUACAUUUGGCCAUUGUGUAAUGACCCACCAGUUUUAAAUAAUUCUAAAACAAUAAUUUUGGUCUCACAAAUUCAUUUAUGAAAAAAGUGUUGCCUCGAGAUAAUAGUCUGCUGAAUCUUGUUCUGUAUUCAAUAAAGCGAGUUUGGUGAAGGGAGUAGCGGUAAUUAUGGUGGGCUGUGAAGAAAUGAUGCAAUGUGUGGUCAUUGACACUUAAGUUGUACAUUUCCUCAGGUACUGGAAUUUAAUUCAGGGGAGGAAUGAAUUGCACUGGGUAGUAUCGCGAGAGGAUGAAUAUCUAGUCUUGCUUUACUUGUUAUCAAAAGUAAAUUGUACAAAUGUACGUGCACUGCCCUUUUAUCUAUCGACUACUGAGCGAGGGCCUUCCCAUGCCACGUGGUUUGUGGGGAGUUAUUUAAUUAUAUGUCAUCACACUGGUCGGUGCAGGCUGCAGGAUAAGUGUAAGCGCUGCAAGGAUAAGUGUCAGCGGUGCAGUGCAGUGCAAUUGGCUUUGCCCUGCACGCCGCAUCGAAAAGUAAGAUUGAUAAAUUGCUAAAUUGACCGUUUGAAUUUCCUCAUACAUUUCUACUGUAACGUUCAUAUCAAAACAAUGACCCGUCGAUUCUUAAUGCUCGCGAUUAAUGCAUUGAAUUGUGUGCAAGAAUCAAGUCUAAUUUGGGUUGAACUUUUUGUCAUUUGCCAGUGGUUGAUUCUUAUCGCUCGUGAUACAUGCAUUUCAUUGUGUAAGAAUCGAUGUUUUUCCCGAAUCAGGGUGUGAACAACCGUUGGUUGUGGUUGGUCAAAUGAAAACUGUUUCGCCACAAGUUUUUUUAACAUGCACCACAAAGGUGAUUUUUUUAUUUAAUUGAAAUUCAACCUCUGUAAAUCUUUACAUACAUAACCAUUCAAUGUGUCCCUGACAUUCUAUGGCAGUUUCAGAGAUGGGAUGCUCCUACAUCUAUUUUAUUAACAAAACGUAGUCGCACUUUCUUCAAGUCAGGGCACCUUAAGGCUUUCCUGGAUAACCCAAGGAGAUAAGUCAUACAU
This is a messenger RNA of Lethenteron reissneri (Far Eastern brook lamprey), 4183 nucleotides long. It is a transcript of the gene SLC25A16, whose product is annotated as solute carrier family 25 member 16. NCBI's taxonomy places the organism in Eukaryota, Metazoa, Chordata, Hyperoartia, Petromyzontiformes, Petromyzontidae. Gene Ontology annotation, biological process: transmembrane transport. The record is from RefSeq and is a predicted model, not a curated record. Gene Ontology annotation, cellular component: mitochondrial inner membrane.